UGUUCAAUUAAACCGCAUCAGCAAAGGCAGAUUAUUUGAGUAUUUAAAUUGCCUAUGAUGUAAGUCUCUGUUUGAAAAACCGAGCAGUUGAGAACAUUUACAUGCUCAUGUUUAUGUAAAUUCGGGGCAACUCUGGCUCCAGGAAGAUAAGGCUACUGGUGAUGGUAGGCUCCAGACUGUACGGACAAUGACAUUGCUUUCUUCGACUGCUUUCCAGAGUUUUCAGAGACACUGAAAAUGUCUGAUUCAAUGUCAAGUUUUUUACAUAUCGGGGAUAUUGUUUCCCUGUAUGCGGAGGGUACAGUGAAUGGAUUCAUAAGUACGCUUGGGCUUGUAGAUGACCGCUGCGUAGUUGAACCAGCAGGAGGGGACCUUGAAAACCCUCCAAAAAAGUUCAGAGACUGCCUUUUCAAGGUGUGUCCCAUGAACCGCUAUUCAGCACAGAAACAAUUCUGGAAGGCCAAACAAGCUAAAUAUGAAAAAGACAAGAUUGCUGAUGUUGUGCUCCUUCAGAAAUUGCAGCAUGCAUCUAACUUGGAGCAAAAGCAAAAUGAGACAGAGAAUAAGAAGGUCCAUGGAGAUAUUGUGAAAUAUGGCAACAUCAUACAGCUUCUGCAUAUGAAGAGCAAUAAAUACCUGACCGUGAAUAAGCGCUUACCUGCAUUGCUUGAGAAGAACGCAAUGCGGGUAACACUGGAUGGCACUGGCAACGAGGGUUCUUGGCUCUUUGUACAGCCGUUCUGGAAGCUUAGGGCCAAUGGAGACAAUGUAGUGGUAGGGGAUAAGGUUGUUCUGAAUCCAGUAAAUGCAGGGCAGCCUCUACAUGCAAGCAGUUAUGAGCUGUCUGACCACCCAGGGUGCAAAGAGGUUAACUCGGUAAAUAGCAACACUAGCUGGAAGAUCAACCUCUUUAUGAUGUUUAGUGACCACAGAGAUGACGUCUUAAAAGGAGGCGAUGUUGUCCGUCUUUUCCAUGCUGAACAAGAGAAGUUCUUGACAUGUGAUGAGUAUAAAUCUAAACUCCAUGUGUUCCUGCGUACAACACUGCGUCAGUCUGCUACCUCUGCUACUAGCUCCAAUGCGCUGUGGGAGGUGGAGGUGGUGCACCACGAUCCCUGCAGAGGAGGUGCAGGACACUGGAACAGCCUGUACCGCUUCAAGCACCUUGCUACUGGGCACUACUUGGCAGCAGAGGAAAAUCCUGGUUAUAAAGGAGAUAGUGCUGACAUCCAAACAAUUGUGGACAGCACCAGGAACAACAAGUGGAGCCUGGGCGAGCGCAUAAAAUACAAACUUGUGGCAGUGUCCCAUGGUAGUGACAUCGCUUCAUUAUUUGAACUGGACCCCACCACCCUUCAGAAGACAGAUUCAUUUGUUCCACGAAACUCAUAUGUGAGGUUUCGCCAUCUAUGUACAAAUACAUGGAUACAAAGCACCAAUGCACCCAUAGACAUCGACGAGGAGAGACCCAUUCGGCUGAUGCUCGGAACUUGCCCUACAAAAGAAGAUAAAGAGGCCUUUGCUAUCGUGUCUGUGCCAGUGAUGGAGAUCCGGGACUUGGACUUUGCCAAUGAUGCUAGUGUCAUGUUAAGCACCAUGGUGGAUCACUUCAGUGCGGGUUUUAUCAGUCAGAAUGACAGGAGAUUUGCCAUUAAACUUCUGGAAGACUUGGUGUUCUUUGUGGUGGACCAAGCAAAUAAUGGCCAACCUGUGCUUGAAGUGGUGAUGUCAAAACCAAAUCGGGAACGACAGAAGCUCAUGAGGGAACAAAACAUACUUAAACAGAUUUUUGGGAUUGUUAAAGUUCCAUUUAAGGACAGAGCUGGUGAGGGCCCUUUGUUGCGGUUGGAGGAGCUUUCAGACCAGAAAAAUUUGCUAUACCAGUACAUGUUCCGCCUCUGCUACCGAGUCCUCCGUCACUCACAGGAAGAUUAUCGCAAGAACCAGGAGUACAUUGCAAAGCAGUUUGGAGUGAUGCAAUCUCAGAUAGGGUAUGACAUCCUCGCUGAAGACACCAUCACUGCAUUGCUACACAACAACCGAAAGCUACUGGAAAAGCACAUCACUAAAACAGAGGUGGAGACAUUUGUGAGCCUGGUGCGACGGAACAGGGAGCCAAGGUUUCUAGAUUAUCUCUCAGACCUGUGCGUGUCAAACAAUGUGGCAAUCCCAGUUACCCAGGAGCUCAUCUGUAAGUGUGUAUUGGACCCAAACAACCAGGACAUCCUCAUAAAGACAGAGCGCCGUACACCCAAAGAGAUGCCCCAUGGCACAGAAUAUUUGGGCAUGGAGGAUGAAGAGGAUGAAGUGUGGCUGGUCUGGAUGGACAAGACAAACGAGAUACAAGAGAGGGGUAUUCGUCAGCUGGCACAACAAGCCAGGCAGGGAAAUGCUCAUGAUGAGAAUGUGCUCACUUAUUACAGGUACCAACUGAAGUUGUAUGCCCGCAUGUGUCUAGACCGCCAGUACCUGGCCAUAGAUGAGAUCUCUAAGCAGUUGGAUGUUGAGUUGAUCUUCCUUUGCAUGAUGGAUGAAACGCUGCCUUUUGACCUGCGGGCCUCUUUCUGCCGCCUCAUGCUUCAUGCACAUGUCGACCGUGACCCUCAAGAACUUGUCACUCCUGUAAAGUUUGCCCGUCUCUGGACAGAAAUCCCUACGACCAUCACCAUUAAAGACUAUGAUGCCCACAUGGACUACUCAAGAGAUAAUAAGAAGAACAAAUUUGCCACCACAAUGGCAUUUAUGGAGGAGUACCUUAAUAAUGUCUUGAAUGAUGAUCUUCCAUUUGCAAAUGAAGAAAAAAACAAACUGACCUACGAGGUGGUGAGUUUGGCGAGACACCUCAUCUACUUUGGCUUCUAUAGCUUCUUUGAGUUGCUGCGUCUGACCCGCACAUUACUUGGCAUCAUAGACUGUAUCCCCAACCCAGCCUUGAAUAAUCCAGCAAUUCAGGAGGACGGUAGUGGGAAAAACGUGAAGCGAUCCAUCCAUGGUGUUGGUCAGAUGAUGUCCACAAUGGUGCUCAAUAGAAAACAGUCAGGAAGGCCUACUGUCAACCUGGAUAGCCAGACUCGCCACAAAGACAGCAUUGACAUGCAGGAUGUCACUGUCAUGGAUACCAAACUCAAGAUAUUGGAGAUUCUCCAGUUUAUCCUCAACGUACGACUGGACUACCGCCUCUCCUACCUUCUGUCUGUCUUCAAGAAGGAAUUUGUGGAUGUGUAUCAUAUGGGAGAUGCUGAUGCCACAUCAUUAAUAGAUCAUGCAGCUGCUAUCAAUUUGCAAUACAUUGGUGAACAGGCUGAGGCAAUGUUUGGUGUUGGGAAGGGCAACAGCAUUCUGGAGGUAGAUGAUGAAGGAGGUCGCAUGUUCCUAAGGGUGUUGAUUCAUCUCAUCACACAUGACUAUGCACCACUUGUCUCAGGGGCUCUUCAACUCCUCUUCAAACACUUCAGUCAGAGACAAGAGGUCUUACACACCUUCAAACAGGUUCAGCUGCUCAUCUCAGCUCAGGAUGUAGAUAACUACAAGCUAAUCAAAAGUGACUUGGAUCACCUGCGCACUAUGGUUGAGAAGUCAGAGCUGUGGGUGGAUAAGAAAAGCAUCUCAGAGAAAGGAGAGGGGAAGAAAGAUAAAAAAAAGAAGGAGAAAGUAGAGACAUCCUCUGAAGACAUGGCCUCCAGGAAGGUGAAGCAGGACAAGAGCAAUGAGAACUACCAGAUUGUUAAAGAGAUCUUGGAGAGGCUAAACAAAAUGUGCGGUUCAGGAGUAUUUAAGAAACAGCAGCGACUCCUGAAGAACAUGGGGGCCGAUAAAGUGAUGUUGGAUUUGCUACAGGUGUCUUAUGACAAGAAUGACAAAAAAAUGCAAGAGAUCAUUAAGUAUACCCACAUGUUCCUGCAAAGGUUUUGUUCAGGUAACCAAGAAAAUCAGGUCCUCCUCCACAAGCACCUGAACCUGUUUCUUACUCCUGGUCUUCUUGAAGCAGAGACUGUGCAACACAUCUUCUGUAAUAACUAUCAGCUGUGCACUGAGAUUAGUGAGCACGUCCUCCAGCAUUUCAUUCAUUGUCUGGCAACACAUGGCCGUCAUGUUCAGUACCUCAACUUUCUGCACACCAUUAUAAAGGCGGAGGGAAAGUAUGUGAAAAAGUGCCAAGAUAUGGUCAUGACUGAGUUAACCAAUGCUGGUGAAGAUGUUCUGGUAUUCUACAAUGACAAAUCCUCAUUUUCCACGAUGUUGGAGUUGAUGGUGGAGUCACGGGAAGGUAUUCAGGACAACAGCCCUCUUUGUUACCACAUCUCACUUGUGGAACUCCUAGCAGCCUGUGCAGAGGGCAAGAAUGUGUACACCGAAAUCAAGUGCACCUCACUUUUGCCUUUGGAAGAUGUGGUGAGGGUGGUCACACAUGACGACUGUAUCACUGAGGUUAAAUUCGCCUAUGUGAAUUUUGUGAACCACUGCUAUGUAGACACAGAGGUGGAAAUGAAGGAGAUCUACACAAGUAACCAUAUCUGGAGGUUGUUUGAAGACUUUACAGUAGACAUGGCACAGAUAUGCUGCAAACUUGAUAGAAGACCUUCUGAUGCUGUACUGGAGAAGUAUGUCAUCAUUGUGGUUUUGGACACCAUACAUGCUUUUUUUAGCUCACCUUUCUCUGAGAACAGCACCUCACAUCAGACCCAUCACCUCAUCGUGACACAGCUGCUACAUGCAAGCUUGCGUCUGAUGGAUUGCUCCUGGCUGCAGCCACAGCAAAGGGUCCUGGUUGAAACUUGUAUCCGCACACUUGCCCUCACUGCUAAGAAUAAUUCCAUCUCUUUGCCCAUUGAGCUGGAGUCUCAGAUUAGCAUCACGCUUGCCAGUAUUACACAAAAUUCUUUGUCCCGCUCCAACCCAAGCCAAAAGAGCUCCUCACGCUCCAGUCGCCCAGCAGCUCCUACCAAUCCAUGGGACUACAAGAACAUCAUUGAAAAACUACAGGACAUUAUAAAUACCCUGGAGCAACGCUUGAUGCCUUUAGUAAAUGCUGAGCUGUCUGUGCUGGUAGAUGUGUUACACCAGCCUGAGCUGCUCUUCUUGGAGGGCACAGAAGUAAGGACACGUUGUGAAUCUGGAGGAUUUAUAUCAAAGUUGAUCCAGCAUACUAAAGCUCUAAUGAGCUCAGAUGAGAAGCUGUGCAUCAAGGUGCUCAAGACUCUCCAAGAGAUGCUCAUCCGUACACUAGACUUUGAUGAGAAGGGAACAUCCCUAAGGAAGGUACUACUACAAAACUAUCUCUUCCCCAACAAAAAGGGCGGCAAUAAGUCUGAGAUAGUUGAGAUUGGAGGAGGAGGAGGUGAGGAAGAGCGUGAUUGGGCAGCUGUAGCUGCAGUCCAGUGUCGUUUGGACAGAGAGGGUGGGACGAAACUUUUUACUGACCUUGUCAUGAGCACCAAAAGUGAUAAGAUUUUCCAGGAAUCCAUUCAACUGGCCAUUUGUCUGCUGGAAGGGGGGAACACAGAUAUUCAGAACUCUUUUUACAAGUUGAUGAUGGGAGACAAUAAGUCUGAGACAUUUUUUAAGGUCCUGAAUGAUCGUAUGAAAGAUGCCCACCAAGAAAUCAAGGCCACAGUCUCAGUAAAUGUUGGAGAAAUGAGCAACAAAGCCAAGGAUGAAAAAGAGCUGGACACUGGGUCACAGCAGCUAGUUUUUCCACAGACCCCAUUGCUCCCCUUCAGCUCCAAUUUUCCAGUGUCCCCAGCUGCUGCCCUCUCCCCUUCCCAAGAGCAACCUGAGCAGGAGAUUGAGGUGGAGAUGGGUCCUUCUGUCAGUAUCAUGAAACCUAUUCUGCGCUUCCUGCAGCUUCUGUGUGAGAACCACAACCAGGACUUGCAGAAUUUUCUGCGCUGCCAGAACAACAAGACAAAUUACAACCUGGUGUGUGAAACUCUACAGUUCUUGGACAUUAUGUGUGGCAGCACUACAGGAGGAUUAGGUCUACUUGGACUUUACAUCAAUGAAAAUAAUGUUGACCUCAUCAUUCAGACCCUAGAAACACUCACAGAGUACUGCCAAGGACCCUGCCAGGAGAAUCAGACCUGUAUUGUUACCCACGAAUGUAAUGGCAUUGACAUCAUAACUGCCCUCAUCCUGAAUGAUAUAAGCCCUCUGUGUCGGUAUCGUAUGGAAAUGGUGUUGCAGCUCAAGGACAAUGCCUCCAAGCUCCUGCUUGCCUUGAUGGAGAGUCGUCAUGACAAUGAGAAUGCAGAACGGAUCCUGUUUAACCUCAGACCGCGGGAACUGGUUGAGGUUAUCAAGAAAGCAUACCUGCAGGAAAGUGAUUGUGAAGAAGGAGAGGUUUCGCCAAGAGAAGUUGGUCACAACAUAUACAUCCUAGCCUUGCAGUUGGCACGCCACAAUAAAGUCUUGCUGGUUCUCUUGAAACCUCCAAAAAAAAGCAAGGAAGAUGGAGAGGAGGGCAUCAGCUCCAUGUUAAACCUGAACAAUAAGCAGCUCUCCCAGAUGCUGAAGUCCAGUGGGCCCAUUGAGAAACCGGAUGAGGAGCCCCUGGAGUAUUAUGACAGGCACACAUCACAAAUUGAGAUUGUGCGUGAGGAUCACAGCAUGGAGCAGAUUGUGUUCCCAAUUCAUCCUAUCUGCGAGUACCUAACAGAGGAAUCAAAAGUCCGUGUGUUCAAUACGACAGAGCAGGAUGAACAGGGCAGUAAAGUUACACACUUCUUUGAGCAGACAUCCUUUCUACACAAUGAGAUGGAGUGGCAGAAAAAGCUACGCAGUAUGCCAGUGUUGUUUUGGUUCUCAGGUCGCAUGGCAUUGUGGGGAAGUAUCUCCUUCAAUCUGGCUGUCUUUAUAAACCUCAUUAUUGCCCUCUUCUACCCAUAUAACUCUGGUACCAUAGAUUCUUCGCUAUUGGCUAUGAUGUUCUGGGUUUUUGCGGGACUGUCCAUCAUGGGCCUGUUGUCACAGCGUUAUGGGCUUCGACCCCUCACUGUAGCUCUCAUACUGCGCUCCAUCUACCACUUUGGCAUCGGCCCCACUCUUAUCCUGUUGGGAACCCUGAAUCUUAUCAACAAGAUUGUCUUUGUUGUUAGCUUUGUUGGCAACAAUGGCACCUUUAUUAUGGGAUACCGUGCAAUGCUGAUGGAUGUUGAGUUCCUUUAUCACCUGGCUUAUGUGCUGACCAGCACCCUGGGACUAUGUGUGCACGAGCUGUUCUACAGUAUCCUGCUGUUUGACCUUAUAUACCGUGAGGAGACCUUGUUUAAUGUCAUUAAGAGUGUUACACGGAAUGGGCGCUCUAUCCUGCUGACUGCACUUUUGGCCCUCAUCUUGGUCUACCUCUUCUCCAUUGUGGGCUUUCUGUGCUUGAAAAAUGAUUUCAUUAUGGAAGUUGACCGUUUGCCAAGCAUGGAUACAGAUGAGGACGAGGACAACACAGAGCCUGCCUGUGACACACUGCUCAUGUGCAUUGUGACUGUGCUAAACCAUGGGCUCAGGAAUGGAGGUGGGGUGGGAGAUGUGUUACGCAGACCAUCUAAAGAAGAGGCCUUAUUUCCAGCGCGGGUAGUAUAUGACCUGCUCUUCUACUUCAUUGUCAUCAUUAUUGUUCUGAACUUAAUCUUUGGAGUCAUCAUUGACACUUUUGCUGACCUUCGCAGUGAGAAACAGAACAAAGAGGAAACCCUGAAGAAUACUUGCUUCAUCUGUGGUCUUGAGAGAGAUAAGUUUGAUAAUAAGACUGUGUCUUUUGAGGAGCACAUCAAGUCGGAGCACAAUAUCUGGAAUUACCUGUAUUUCAUUGUGCUUUUACGUGAGAAAGCCAAGACGGAUUACACUGGUCCAGAGAGCUAUGUGGCCCGUAUGAUCAAGGAAAUAAAUCUAGACUGGUUCCCACGCAUGCAGGCAAUGUCUCUGGUAGUGACAGAGGGAGAUGGAGAGCAGAAUGAGAUGAGGAAUUUGCAGGAUCGUCUGAGUGCUACCAUGAAGGUGGUUAGCCAGCUCACUGGCCAGCUUACUGAACUGAAGGAGCAGAUGAUUGAACAGAGAAAGCGAAGACAACGAAUGGGAUUUGUAGACGUACAAUCAGGUGCAAGUGCAACUGCCCCACCCAGCACAUCAGGAGGAAACCACCACAUCUAUAAAGCAUAACAUUUGUCUUACUAGUUUACUAGUUUGAGUAAAACAGGAAAAACUGUGGAUUAUAAUCAGCAAUAAUAAUAAUCUUCAACUUUUGCUGUUCUAAAUUUCCCAAAAUGUAUAAUUCUUGAAGUGCAUUUUCUUUCAUCAAAAUCAUGAUGCCAACAAUCUGUGAAGAAUAUAACUGUCUAAAUGUGUCUUAACUGUCUUAACUCAGAACUUACAUUGUAGGUUAAAUAUUUAGGUUAAGUGUAGUAUUGCAUAGGAAAGCAACAUUUGAAAUGAGGCCUGUUUCUGUUAAUGGACCCGUAAGAUACAUGUGAAAAAAGUUGAGAUAAGAAAAGAUUGAGAAGAAAAGCAAAGCAUUUUGAGAUCUUAAGUUGAAAUUAAAUUGGUCUUGGGCUGAGACAAGAGGAGGGCUAUAGUUUAGGAGAAACAGGUGAGAUCUCUAUAAUAGCUCUAUAAAUAAAUGUAUUUCUAUUUCUCGUGAGACAAAGACAUUUUCGAGACCAGAAACUUUCCAUUGGAAUUGCUUAUUAAGAGAAUUUAUUUGUGAUGUAAUGUGAUUCUCAAACUUGUGAGACCAGUGUACCGUCUAUGUACUUGACUGGGCACAUGCAUGUAGUAGAUGGAAGAUGGAAAAUAUUAUAGAAUUAAUUAUUUCAAACACACUGAAUGUCUACCCAUAUGACUAGACUAUCUGUUGACAAUUACGGAUCAUCAUUCAUUUAGUGUUGAGAUGUUGUUCAUUAAGUGAGAUAAGAUCCAAAUAGCGGGGAU
Alosa alosa (allis shad) is the source of this 8919-nucleotide messenger RNA. It is a transcript of the gene itpr3, whose product is annotated as inositol 1,4,5-trisphosphate receptor, type 3. Bases 238 to 8151 code for a protein of 2637 amino acids. Lineage: Eukaryota; Metazoa; Chordata; Actinopteri; Clupeiformes; Clupeidae. The transcript has 57 exons. Gene Ontology annotation, biological process: calcium ion transmembrane transport. Gene Ontology annotation, cellular component: endoplasmic reticulum; membrane. The record is from RefSeq and is a predicted model, not a curated record. Gene Ontology annotation, molecular function: inositol 1,4,5 trisphosphate binding; inositol 1,4,5-trisphosphate-gated calcium channel activity.